This is a messenger RNA of Pseudopipra pipra, 2707 nucleotides long. RefSeq names its product meiosis 1 associated protein (gene M1AP). The record is from RefSeq and is a predicted model, not a curated record. The transcript is spliced from 10 exons. Bases 130 to 1710 code for a protein of 526 amino acids. Gene Ontology annotation, biological process: male meiosis chromosome separation; meiosis I; spermatogenesis. NCBI's taxonomy places the organism in Eukaryota, Metazoa, Chordata, Aves, Passeriformes, Pipridae.
GCCGCCCUGCGCAUGCGCGGAGCCGAGUCCCGCCCGCGGAGCUCCGGGAGCCGCUCGGGACGGGAUCGGGAAUCGGCGCCCCGAGAUGCAGAUGGAUAACUGGAUAUGUAAUACCUGUGUUCAGAAGCCAUGAAUUCCAGAAAAUUACUCUCAGAAACACGGAGAACUUUUCCUGCUCCCAAAGCCCCCUGCCAGCAGCCAUCGCGGAUCCUCAUCGUGGACGCCACGUCCCCGUCCUGGGCCAAGACGUGCUCAGUGCUCUGCGAGGCUCUGGAGAACACGCUGUGCCUGGCCUGUGGCCUGGCAGGGCCCUGCCGUGUGCCCCUGCUGAGCCUCUACGUGGUGCAGCCCCAGCAGGAGUGUCUGCUGCCCUUCACGCAAGUGAAAGAGAACUUUGCGCGAGUCCAAGCCUGCCUUUCGGAGCUGCGCUUGCUCCCAGCAGAAGGCUCUUUCCCACAGGGGGGAACUGGAGUGGUACAAGCUGUGCAGGAUGGAUUGCAGCAAUUCAAACAGUACAGCAGACACACAGCAGCAGGAGGCUCAACAAACAGUUCUGUUGAGAUCACAGUUCUGACUAGCCAGUCCAGCAAAGAAAUGGUAAAACAGCUGGAAAAGAAGUUAAAAGAUGUAGACCUUGUGAGUCUGCGAAGACUACAAGUCAUUGAGGUUCUGAAGAGAGACUUCCUGGAGCCCGAGGAGGUGGAGCAGUGUGUGCCAGCAGAAGAGCCCAGCAGCAGUGAUAUUGCAAUCCUGGGAAUGGAUAUUGAUGUGCAAAGCGUAGAGGACAAUGUCAUCAGCUUGGAGAUGCUGUUUAAAACAUGGCUCCAUGACUAUGGCACGGAGAGGGAGCAGCUCCAUCUCCUCCUUCCACUGGGAGGUUUCAGCCAUGCUGCUGCACCCAAGAGCACCAUAAUGUGCCUGAAGUGCGACCUGCAGGAGAGGCUGCUCGACCCAGCUCUGCUUUCGGGGCCGGCUGAUGGCACUGGGAGAGCAGCAGAUGCCAGUUCUCCCUGGCACGUGGCAGCCUGGCCAGCCACAGGGCUGCACAGACUCCGGGUGGUAAAGGCUCUGAAGUCUGAAGGUGUCUGUGAGUCUGUACUGUAUGGCCUGCCCUUCAUCAUCAAGCCCACGAGCUGCUGGCAGCUGGACUGGGAUGAACUGGAAACAAACCAGCACAGCUUCCAUGCUUUAUGUCAUAGUCUUCUGCAAAGGAAGUGGAUGCUUUUGGCCAGGCACGAACCUCAGAACACCAAUCCAAACUGGAACAUUGGGGUGCAUUCCUAUUAUGUCAUCGUCCCUUCCGACUCUGCCACUCUACUUGUCAAAGCAGUCGCCAUCAGGGAGCUCCUGCUGCCUUCAGCCUUCCCAGCCCUCCUUGCUGAGCACCCCGAGCGCAUCCGUGGCCCCAUAGAGAGUGCCCUGAACAGCUUGGAAGUGGAAGUUGCUUAUAACCCCUUACACCUAAAAAGCAACCUCUACAAAUACCUGAAGAGUUGGUUGUACAAAGCUCCACAUCGGCAGCAGGCCCAGCCCCGGGAGCAGCGCCCGGAGCGGCAUCAGCCCAAGCAGCCCCAGAGCAGAGCCAAAGCUGCAGUGGCACCCCUUCUGAUGGCUCCCUCUCCCCUCCAAACAUUCAGACCAGCAGCAGCGAGGAGAGACUCCUGUGAGCGCUCCCCCCUCCCCAGGGAGUACGAUGAGUUCCUGCAGUGAAGCCCAGGCUCUGCUGGGGCUGCCCAUGUGCAGUCACAGCUCAGCUUCUUGCUCAGCUGCACCGGGCCGGAAGCGGUCAGGCAAGACAGAGCUCAGCCUUGGGCACACAGGCACUUCCCAUCGUUUGUUCCUCCUGGUUGUUUUACAGUUCUGUUCGGCACCGAGUCAGUCGACAGGAAGUUUCUGCUCUGGGACCCUCUGUCCAGAGAUCCAGCUAUCCCCCACAACACCACGUAUUUCCUGUUCUUGUCUGCACACAUCACAAGCAUGCCUCAAAUUUGGGUUUCUGAGACUGGGCUAACACAGGCCACAAACCACAGAUUGCUGUCAGCGGGUGCGGAGGAGCUGCAAGCAGGGUGGGGAGGAAAUCAGACAGACAAGGCAGGCAGUGACACCGAGCUGCCUUCAUCCUGCAGCAGCAGGUUCAGUGGGGUGCCUGGAAUUCCUUAAAGCUUGGAAUUCUGCCCUCCCAGGCACAGCACUACCCAUGAUGAUGAUGAUUUGCUUGCUUCCGAGGCUGGCCUCGCUGUCCAACACCCCAGCCAGUGAAGGGGUUUGUAGCAAGUGCCAAGCCAGGGCUGGCUCCUGCACAGUGACAUCUCAUGCAGUUGGAACUGCAGCACAGCCCCAGCCCCAUCUCCUCCUCCCGGACCACCUGUGCUAUGGGGCUGGUCCACGAGCCAACACAGCAAUACUUUUUGGCAGGGUUCAGAAGAUUCUCAGAUCAUAGUAUGACAUGGCAGGGGAAAAAUGCAGCACCACACUGGCCUAGAGCUUUUCAAGAGAGUUUCUGCCCAGUGCUGGCACAUGUCAGCCUGGUUUUCAGUGCAGGUGUAGGGCAGCUGCCCCUGGCAGGGCAGAAGCUGAGGGCAGCUCAACCAAGCCAAGGUGGGGUGGUCUCUACCAGCCCCCAAUGCCAAGCACCAGCACGGUUUGUGUUCUACUUACUUUGUUCUGACAAGCUGUUUCAAAAUAAAGUUAUCCACCAUAAUGUUCA